Messenger RNA from Oppiella nova, 983 nucleotides. The record is from the annotation of a GenBank genome assembly. Lineage: Eukaryota; Metazoa; Arthropoda; Arachnida; Sarcoptiformes; Oppiidae.
GGUAUAUAUACCGGGUAUGAGUUACAAAAAUUAAUUCAACCAGCAAUUUCAGAUUUUUAAUUAGAAAUUUUAUUUAAAAAAUCUAAAAUCAUGUAUAAAUUAAUAGCAAUUGUGGUUCUCAUUACAGUCUCGCAAACCUAUGGUGAGACAGGUGUUUGUUCGUGGUAUGGAGACCUACCUGCCGGUGCUCUCACAGCCGAUGGUGAGGUAUUCAACGAAAACGCCUUGACGGCCGCCCAUAAGACCCUACCGUUUGGGACUAUGGUAACGGCGUCGUGUAAUGGGAAGUCCGUCACCGUUAGAAUCAACGAUAGGGGACCGUUCGUUGCCGGAAGGAUACUGGAUCUGAGCAAAGCUGCCGGUGCUGUGCUCGCUUUGGCUAAUGCUCGUAACAUUAACCAGGCUGGGCUGGAUUUGAUCAAGGUCUCCGAGGGGUUCAGAGCUAACUUUUAUGGCGAUCCAGUGGGAAUCCGUACCAUUGGUUACGGACACAACUGCCAAGCCAAGGGUUGUGACAGUAUCCACGCGCCCAUAACCCAGGCCCAGGGGGAGGCCCUCCUUCACCAGGAUUUAGUGGGUUUCCAAAACUGUGUCGAGAAUGCCGUCCCCUUUGUCAAUGAUAACCAAUUCGCCGCCUUGGUAUCGUUUUCGUUCAAUGAGGGGUGCGGUGCGUUUGAGGGGUCGACCCUUUUGAAGGACGUGAAGGCCAAGAACUACGCGGCCGCCGCCAACGAGUUCGGCAAAUGGGUGUACGCGGGCGGCAAAGUCCUGCCCGGACUCGUCACCCGUCGCGCCAAUGAAAAGGCACUGUUUCUCCGGUAAAGUGUCAGGGUCUAUGAAUGUUGUAUAAUUUUUGUAGUUUAUUUAAGUAUUUAUUUAUUUAUGGUAUUACUGUACAAAUAUUAGUUCACAAUUCUUAUGUAAUAUAUUGUAAAUUAUAUUCUUAUAAUUAUGUCAAUAGUGUAUUCAUAUGAAUUUUGUGC